GUAGGUAGAACGUUGUUGGACUUUAUGGGUCCUCCCAUAUCGACCGUGGGUGCAAAAAGCUCACCUCCAGUCUCAUCAGAUGUUUUGAUGGAUAAAAGGCAUUCCUCCCUAUUGGAGUCACAGAAGCAUUUUGCAACCGUCAGCAUUGGGGAAGAAAAGCCAUUUGACUUUUUACGUGUUUUAUUUGAGGGUGUUAUAGCAGGAGGUACUGCUGGUGUUGUUGUCGAGACAGCUCUGUACCCAAUUGAUACAAUAAAGACUCGCCUGCAGGCAGCUCGUGGUGGAAGAAAAAUUCUUUUGAAGGGCCUGUAUUCUGGACUGGCUGGAAAUCUUGCUGGUGUCUUACCGGCUUCUGCAAUAUUUGUUGGUGUAUAUGAACCUACAAAGCAGAAAUUGUUAAGGAUCUUCCCCGAAAAUCUUACUGCUUUUGCUCAUUUGACUGCAGGUGCCAUUGGAGGAGCUGCUGCUUCUUUUGUUCGUGUACCAACAGAGGUUAUCAAGCAAAGGAUGCAGACUGGGCAAUUUGCAUCUGCUCCUGAUGCUGUGCGCUUUAUAGUUUCUAAAGAGGGUUUCAAAGGUCUUUACGCGGGAUAUGGGUCAUUCUUAUUGCGUGAUUUGCCAUUUGAUGCAAUUCAAUUUUGCAUCUAUGAGCAGCUGCGGAUUGGAUGUAAACUAGCGGCUCAGAGGGAUUUAAAAGAUCCCGAGAAUGCUAUAAUUGGUGCUUUUGCUGGUGCACUGACCGGUGGCAUAACUACUCCUCUUGAUGUGAUUAAGACGAGAUUAAUGGUUCAGGGAUCAGCAAACCAAUACAAAGGUAUUGUUAAUUGUGUUCAGACCAUUGUUAGAGAAGAAGGACCUUCUGCUCUUUUAAAGGGAAUCGGGCUGAGAGUACUUUGGAUAGGUAUUGGUGGUUCAAUUUUCUUUGGUGUUCUUGAAAAGACAAAACAUUUUCUUUCACAAAGACGUCCCGGGGUUCAGAACCUGGACACCAAGCAGUAGUGAAGUUAGUCAAGUCCAUGUAAUUUAUGUCUAGGGUAAUUUUGUUAUUUUGUUUCUUAAUGUUACUUUUACACCCUUCUCCCUGGUGUUAAAAAUGAAAAAUGCGGAAGAGCUUGCUGGGUAUAUUGUUAGUUACACUUCGCCGUAUACAUCAUGCUAUUUUGGAGCAAAAUUCUGACACAAUUUUGGUCUUGAAUGACUUCUCUCAUUUGGAUCAUAUGAAAAUUCCGUUGUAAUCUAUCACCACACCAUCCCUG
Telopea speciosissima is the source of this 1256-nucleotide messenger RNA. Its product is annotated as S-adenosylmethionine carrier 1, chloroplastic/mitochondrial-like. Gene Ontology annotation, biological process: transmembrane transport. Gene Ontology annotation, molecular function: S-adenosyl-L-methionine transmembrane transporter activity. Gene Ontology annotation, cellular component: mitochondrial inner membrane. The transcript has 12 exons. The record is from RefSeq and is a predicted model, not a curated record. Lineage: Eukaryota; Viridiplantae; Streptophyta; Magnoliopsida; Proteales; Proteaceae. Bases 25 to 999 code for a protein of 324 amino acids.